GUUCCAUGCUAUCAAUGCGGAAGCGGCUAUGAAUGGCUACUGCGCUAACUGGUAUUACCGUUUUUAUUCUUAAUAACGGCCACACAUGUAUAACAUAAAGGUAGUUAUGAAAAUACUGACACAUGUGGCUUUGUAAUAUGCUGUUUGACAGUCCGUCCAUCCGAAAUGGGGUGUCAUGGCUCUUUAUCCUCUCUCAUAUUUGGGUAAACUGUUGCUAGCUAGCAAUUUAUCUCAGGGACGUUACAGGGACUUUGGUCAUCUUGGUAACUUAUUCAUUUCUUAAAGUGUCCGACAGCCAACAAGAUGAAAGUCCGCUCGUCUGUUUUUGCCUCGUUUAUUUUAAUAUUUGAAGUGGUUGGCAUUGCCCUCUUCCUGCGAGGAUUUUUUCCUGUGCCUGUCAAGUCUUCUUUCUCAUCCAAGAGCAAGCUGUCAGACCUGCCGGCGGAGCCACUGACAGGGAGCUCUCCCAACUCAUCUCGCCUCCCGCACCCCCUUUUUAAAAGGGUGGUUAUAAUGCUGGUGGAUGCCCUCCGGGAGGACUUUGUGUUCGGAUCCAGCGGUCGCAUGUACAUGCCCUACACUAGACAUGUGGUGGAGAGAGGCUCAGCGCACAGUUUUGUGGCCAAGGCAAGACCUCCAACAGUCACCAUGCCUAGGAUCAAGGCUCUUACCACUGGCAGUAUCCCAGGCUUCAUUGAUGUGGUAAUGAACCUAAAUUCUCCUGCACUGCUGGAAGACAACCUCAUUUGGCAGGCCAAAACAGCAGGGAAGAGGAUAGUUUUCUACGGAGAUGACACCUGGGUGCGCCUCUUCCCCAAACACUUCAUGGAGUACGAUGGCACAACCUCCUUCUUUGUAUCUGACUACACUGAGGUUGACAACAAUGUGACCCGUCAUCUGGAUAGCACCCUCAAGAGGGAUGACUGGGACAUUUUGAUCCUUCACUACUUAGGCCUGGACCACAUUGGUCACAUCAGUGGACCCCACAGUUCACUCAUCCAGCCCAAACUGCUGGAAAUGGACGACAUCCUGAAGAAGAUCCACAGUGCCCUCAUUUCAAAGGAGGCUGAGGGGUCUCUGCCCUACCUGCUGGUGCUGUGUGGAGACCACGGCAUGUCAGAGACCGGCAGCCAUGGAGGCUCCUCAGAGCCAGAAGUCAAUACGCCCCUGGUGCUCAUAAGUCCGGCCUUCAAAAGAAAAGUGGGAAUGGAGAAGCCUGGAGUAGUCGAGCAGGUUGACCUGACCCCAACCCUGGCCCUUGGACUUGGCCUGCCCAUAUCUCAAAACAGCGUGGGCCGUGUCAUCCCAGGUGUUUUGGAAGAAACCUCACUCCGAGACCAGCUGCGCUUCCUGCAUCUCAAUGGCCACCAGCUCAGCUGCCUGCUCAAAGACAGCAUGCCUAACUACGAGAAAGAGGCCGGAUUUGAGCAGUUCCGCGUGGCAGAAAAGGCUCAUGGGAACUGGAUGAAACUCUACCUGGAGGGAAACACCUCUGAGGUGCUGAGCAACAUGGGGAAAAAGGUGCUGAAGCAGUAUCUGGAGGCCCUGGCCGCCAUGAGCUCGGCUCUCAGCAAACAGCUGGGCAAGUACGACAUGUACUCCAUGAUCGCAGGAAUGGUCUUUGUAUUUCAGCUCCUGUUGAUCUUACUGCUGGCGAUGCCUGAAGCCCUCAGUGGCGCCGCAGCAGUGGACCUCCCAGUCCUCUCAGCCUUGCUCUCCCUGCCUUUCUACCUCCUGUGCCUGCUGCUCGCCUCAGUUCACGUCUUAGUGUGCACAUCUGCUGAGAGUUCCUGCUACUUCUGCAGCCUCUCCUGGGGUCUUGUGUUCACUGCCGUUGCCUUCUCCUCAGCAAUGUUUUGUAUUCUGGUCUCCAUGGCAACACGCCGAUUCCCCCUAGGACCAAAGAUUCACAGCAAGUCUCCACUGAGGAGCAGUGGCAGUGAGUGGUCACUGUCAGAGCUGGAUGUGUUGCUGCUGGCUGGCACCAUCGGACACACUCUAAGCUUGGCGUCCAGCAGCUUCGUAGAGGAAGAGCACCAAACUUGGUACUUUCUGCUCAGCACACUGUGCCUCGCCGUCUUCCAGGAUGUCUGCCGCAAGUACUUCCGAGAGCAGAGGAGCCCAGUAGAAGAAGAAGAAGAGCAUAUCCUCCCUUCCAAAGACUGUCAUCCUUCUGCUCACCCUAAGGCAGAGAUUUGCUCAGAGAAAUGGCUAGCAUUAGCCACGCCACCUUUCACCCUGGCCUGCUGCCGGCUCCUGCGCUCUCUCAAUCAGACUGGGGUACAAUGGGCUCAUCUUCCUGACGUUGGACACUGGCUUAACAGCUCCGAACACAAGAUGGUACUCUCCCUGUUGACUGCUUUCUGUUUGGUUCUUAUCUACCUCCUGGUUCAAAGACGGUGUUCAUGGGUCUCCAAGGUUGCCCUCGCCCUCGGACUUUUGGGUGUCUACAGCUACCGGGCAGCUGUUGGCAAUGUCUUGUUUCCCUGGCAACACUCUGGUCAUACUAUGUCCAAGGGAACAGUGGAGGCACGCUUUGUUUAUGUCUUCGUUUUGGGCAUCCUCUUCACGGGCACCAAGGACCUGCUGCGAUCCCAGAUCAUCACAGCAGAUGUCAAACUGAAGAGCAGGGGAUUAUGGGAGAUUUACAGCGGCUUGGUCUUGUUGGUUUCGCUAUUGUUUCGUGCUCAUAACCUGCCAGUGCUGUGCGGCUGCCUGUUGAUCCAGACACUCAUGGCUCAGUUUAUCUGGAAGAAACUCCACUAUGACGCAGCUCAGACGACCAUCAUGCACUACUGGUUUGGUCAGGCCUUCUUUUACUUUCAGGGCAAUUCCAACAACAUUGCCACAGUCGACAUCUCAGUCGGGUUCAUUGGACUGGAAAGUUACGUUGAGGCACCUGCCAUCUUCUUAACGGCCCUCAACACUUAUGCAGGGCCCCUGCUAUGGGCGUGUCACCUCGUCUGCUACCUCAGCUCAGAGAGAGACAGGAGCCCGGUUGCAGUUGGGCAUGGUUGCUACUGUUUGGCCCUGCUGAGGUCUGUGCCAGCUGCAGCCUACAUUGUGCUGGUAACGGUUCUGCGCUACCAUCUCUUCAUAUGGAGCGUCUUUUCACCCAAAUUGCUUUACGAGUCCAUGCACCUGCUGCUGACCGCAGGAGUGUGUCUCUUCUUCAACACCAUGGAGCAAAACCACAGCUCCAGUAGGUCGUAGGCAGCCAAGGACGCAGAUUUUCUGUUAAGUCAAAUGGUCGGACACAGUCUGUUAUUUCUGUAAAAGAAAUGCUCCUAAAGACUGAUGCCCAUGACAGUAUGCUCAUAAUCAAUGCUUCAGAAAGAGCCCAUCAUCUGGACUCUGUACACCUGCUUUGCAAAAAUACUUUCAGAAUGCACCUACAAUGUAUUUUUGUGUUUAUUUUAUUUUAUAUAUUAAAUUCUUUCCAAGGAGAAAAUAUUUGCGAAUGAAUAAAAGUGGAAGGAUGUUAAGACGA
Lates calcarifer (barramundi perch) is the source of this 3490-nucleotide messenger RNA. RefSeq names its product phosphatidylinositol glycan anchor biosynthesis class G (gene pigg). Lineage: Eukaryota; Metazoa; Chordata; Actinopteri; Centropomidae. Gene Ontology annotation, cellular component: endoplasmic reticulum membrane. Bases 304 to 3213 code for a protein of 969 amino acids. The transcript is spliced from 13 exons. Gene Ontology annotation, biological process: GPI anchor biosynthetic process. The record is from RefSeq and is a predicted model, not a curated record.